AUGGAUAACUGGCCCGAAGGACCCCGUUGGGCACUGGUAUACGGAGGUAACACAUAUGUAAUAUAUCUAGUGCUGCCUGUCCUGGUGGGUGGCAUUAGACGAUGUGUUUUGAUGUCUUCUGGCAUCGGUUAUAUCGAUGAUAUCAGAUGCCCUUUCCCAGCACUUCUACUUUUCAUGGUACUUACCGCGCAAAUGUCUCCCCAAAAUCUCGCGACGACAUUAAACAUCGAACCUCUGGGAUAUAUUAUCAUCUCAGACGAACCAGGAGGACAUAAUCAAGGGGAUAUCGCUGCUGAGCCAACUUUGUGUACUACUCGAGUCUUAUACUUGAAUACGGUCCUUGAUCCGUCUGGACGACUUCCUUUCUCUCGUCUACCACCUGAUAACCGAUUGUACCAUAGCAGCGAUGACCACGACCUUGAUGGGAAUGGUCCCACAUUCUCACUGCAACACCUCGUCUCCUCGCUGGGCCGUAGUAUAUGGUGGAAACCAAUUUAUAAUCUUCCUGGUAGUCCCCAUAGAGGGACUGUGGAACACCACGUCCUUGCGGGGGCAUUGGGAGUCGAUGACGAAUAG
Messenger RNA from Acaulospora colombiana, 576 nucleotides. Lineage: Eukaryota; Fungi; Glomeromycota; Glomeromycetes; Diversisporales; Acaulosporaceae. The record is from the annotation of a GenBank genome assembly.